AUGGAGCAACCACUACCGAAGAGUUGGAGCAUACACACCCGACCCGAGAUCAUCGCCAAGUACGAUAUCCUGGAGCGCGUAGGUUCAGGCGCCUACUCCGACGUCUACAGGGCGCGUCGACUCUCCGACAACCUCAUAGUCGCCCUCAAGGAAGUCCACGACUACCAAUCGGCGUUCAGGGAAAUCGAGGCCUCGCAAAUGCUUCAUAACUGCCCCAACAUAGUCGUCUUGCACGAGUACUUUUGGCGGGAAGACGAGGAUGCCGUGCUCGUCUUGGAGUUCUUGAGGACCGAUUUGGCGGCGGUUAUCCGCGACGCGAAAAAGAAGGAAGGUGGGAUAUGGGUCGGUGAAAUUAAGAGGUAUGGAGAUGGAGCUGAAGAUGUGCUAGCUCUAGAAUCAAAUGGAGACUACACCAAAGAAAUUGGUUACCUUAGGUUCUCUGAUUACAACAACAGCAUAAAAUGCAACAUUUCUUCAGAGAAUCUGUUCAACAAUGUGUGGUACCAAGCUGAAGAGAUAUUCUCAGUGGAUGGGGUUCCAGAACAAAGACAGCAUGCGUUCUGGGUUCCAGUCAACGACCACUACUUUACCACUGCAGAAAGAGUUGAGGUUUUGAGACUUGGUGGAUGCGCGAAUGCAACUUGCUUACCAAGACCACCGAUGGUGGUGAGAGUAGAAAGAGAGAUCAGCUCCAACAUCUUUGUGGACAACAGAGCUUAUCGUGAGUUGUUGAACGCCAAGUUCAAUGCAACAGCAAUCGACAUGGAGACGGCUGCAGUUGCCCUUGUCUGUCACCAACAAAACACGCCCUUCAUUGCAUUCAGAUCCUUGUCUGAUUUAGCCGUUGGGGUUUCUGCCUUGUCCAAUGAAGCCUCUGCGUUUGCCUCUUUGGCAGCUCAAAAUGCAGUUGAUGUUCUUAUUAGCUUCACUUCCUUGUUAUCUUCAUAAGCACAUGCCACCAGUUUCUUUCCAAGCCAUUUCUUUUGAAAUUUUUAAAUGAUAAAUUGAUUGCUAGUUU
Molecule: messenger RNA, 1018 nt
Organism: Hibiscus syriacus
Lineage: Eukaryota; Viridiplantae; Streptophyta; Magnoliopsida; Malvales; Malvaceae
Exons: 3
Coding region: 1-948 (315 amino acids)
Biological process (GO): nucleoside metabolic process; protein phosphorylation
Molecular function (GO): protein kinase activity; ATP binding
Source: RefSeq, a predicted model, not a curated record